GCGAGAUUAAGAGGGGAAUUUUCUCUGUAGAAAUGGUUCUCGUUACCUGAAUUUUCCUUCAUUUUCCUUCAUUUUCCUUCCUUUUUCUUGUUCGGUAUAUUGGCGGCUUCUUUCCUUUUCCCACCUUUCCACUCUCCCUCGAUCCAAUGCUUCAGACCACAGCUCAUCUGUGCGCUCAUCUCUCCACUAACACUACAAUUUCUGCAUAGACCUAGCAUCUCCUUACUUGCCUGCGUUUGUUCUCAACUGUUGUGAUUGGAUUGUCUAUGCUCGAGUGGGAUCAUAGUUUCGUUUCUGCCUACGAGAAUUGUCGGAAGGAAGUUUGAUCUUCUGUGUUUUUGUGUGUGCUACCGGCGGGAUCCAAUCCAGGGUGGACUGAUAUGGAUCAGUUCGACGCUUUCUUUCGGAGAGCCGAUUUGGAUGGUGAUGGAAGGAUUAGUGGAGCUGAAGCUGUCGCUUUCUUUCAGGGCUCCAAUUUGCCUAAAAAUGUUCUGGCGCAGAUAUGGAUGCAUGCUGAUCAGAGAAAAACAGGUUUCCUUGGUCGACUGGAAUUUUAUAAUGCUCUCAGACUCGUAACUGUUGCUCAAAGUAAGCGAGAGCUAACACCUGAAAUUGUCAAGGCAGCACUAUAUGGUCCUGCUGCAGCGAAAAUCCCCCCACCAAAGAUUGAUCUUUCGGCUGUAUCUGCCACUCAAUCAAUUUCAGUGACUGCUGCAUCUCCUCCACAGAUGAGUAUGCCUGCGCCAACGGCACCUCAAAAUUUUGGCUUUAGAGGACAAGGGGUUCCAAACGUGGGUGUGAAUCCGCAGUAUGUUUCAGCCCAGCCAAAUCCUUCCAUGAGGUUACCCCAAGGCACACCUGGUGGUGUUGCUUCCAACACGCAACUGGUUAUUGCUGCUUCUGAAUCCUCAGGAGGAGGAAAUGUACUGGGUUCAAAUCUUUCAAACCCAAAUGGUUGGCUCACGCCAGGUGGUGGCCCUGCUGCUGGGCCUAGGGGAGUUAGCCCUUCUGUGCCUUCCCCAGCUACAUCGUUAUCACCAGCUUUAAUGACUUCACAGCCUAUGCCUAAUAAUACAGCACCAGCUGCUACUGGUAACGGAUUUGCUUCUAAGUCGGCAUUUGGUGCUGACAUGUUUUCUGUUACUCCAUCUCCACCUAGACCAGAAUCUUCUGGACUCAACAAUGCAGCCAAUAAUGGUACUGGUCCACCAGCGAUUGUUGCAGGUUCCAGUGUAUCCCAGCCUUUAAGUAAGCACAACUCCAUGGAGUCAUUGCAGAGUGCAUUUGUUUCAAGACCAAUAUCUGAUUCACAGUUGCAGCUCUCUCAGACAUCAUUGGAACCUAGCAAGGAGGUUCGAGCAACCAGUCCAUCACCACUUAUAUCUUCUGGGAUCACAACUGGAGCCAGGAACUCUACUUCUGAAAACACACAGCUUACUUGGCCAAAAAUGAAACCAACUGAUGUUCAGAAGUACACAAAAGUUUUUAUGGAAGUAGACACUGACAGAGAUGGUAGAAUUACCGGUGAGCAGGCACGGAAUCUAUUUUUAAGUUGGAGAUUACCUAGAGAGGUCUUGAAGCAGGUGUGGGACUUAUCUGAUCAAGACAAUGACAGCAUGCUUUCUCUUAGAGAGUUUUGUUUUGCUUUAUAUCUCAUGGAACGUUACAGGGAAGGUCGACCUCUUCCAGCUGUGCUUCCAAAUAAUCUUAUGUUUGAUGAGACUCUGUUGUCCAUGACAGGACAAUCUAACAUUGUCCAUCCGAAUGCAGCUUGGGGUCCUCGUCCUGGAUUUGGACAGCAGCAACCUCAGGUCACUGCUCGGUCAAUGGCACCAACUGUAGGAUUGAGGCCCCCAACAAAUGUACUUGCUUCGAAGGUUGAUGGUGCUAAACUAUCCAAUGAGCAGAAAUCAAGGGCUUCAGUGUUGCAGGAUUCAUUUCUGGUCGAUUCUGAGAAGGGCCAACAAAAUUCGGCUAGUUUAAAUGCUCAAGAUGCUACAGCAGCAUCUGGGAAAAUGGUUGGAGAGACAGCGAAUGUUAUUUUGGACUCAAAAGAAAAGAUUAAAUUCUAUCGCACGAUGAUGCAGGAAAUUGAUAAAUUGCAGGCAGAAUCCUUAGGAAAGAAAUAUGAAGAGAAGUACAAGCAAGUGGCUGAAAUAGCAUCUAAGUUAACCAUUGAAGAAGCAAAAUAUCGUGAUGUUCAAGAAAGGAAGACAGAGUUGCAUCAAGCAAUUAUUAAUAUAGAACAAGGAGGAAGUGCUGAUGGUAUCCUCCAGGUCCGAGCUGAUCGAAUACAAUCUGAUAUUGAGGAGCUCAUAAAGGCUUUAACUGAACGUUGUAAGAAACAUGGAUUUGAUGUUAAAUCGGCUGCUAUAAUCGAGCUUCCAGUAGGUUGGCAACCUGGAAUUCCGGAUGAUGCAGCUAUUUGGGAUGAAGAAUGGGAUAAAUUUGAAGAUGAAGGAUUUUCCAAUGAUCUUAACUUCGAUACAAAAGGUGUUUCUGCCUCAAAACCAAAAAUGUCAGAAAGUCAGGGAGAAAAGGGUCUAGCAGAUUAUAAUUCGACUCCUGAUUCAUCGUCAAAUGCCAAUGAGAAAACAGGGAACUCCUUGAGUACCAUCAAUCAUGGCCUUGAGAGUGAUUCUGUGUAUAGUCACAGUGAAGAUGAAUUAGCUAAAAGUCCAUAUGGCAGUCCUGCUGCAAAGACAUCUCUCGAAAGCCCUUCUCAUGAAUUUUCAGAUGCAGGUUAUGAAAAGAGUCCGGAAGCAUAUAGUGUAUAUUUUACAUUGCUUGAUAACCAGAAAAGAUGCAGGCUGGGGAAAAUGAUCAUUUUAAGCCACAUGGCCAUAUGCUUACCCUUCAGGAAACAAAUCUUGACCUUAGCCGCAUUAGAGUUUUAUUGUUUCAUUUGUGGUUUUACAUUCCCCUAUUAUUUGACAUUCUUCCAGGAAAGGAAGACAGAGUUGCAUCAAGCAAUUAUUAAUAUAGAACAAGGAGGAAGUGCUGAUGGUAUCCUCCAGGUCCGAGCUGAUCGAAUACAAUCUGAUAUUGAGGAGCUCAUAAAGGCUUUAACUGAACGUUGUAAGAAACAUGGAUUUGAUGUUAAAUCGGCUGCUAUAAUCGAGCUUCCAGUAGGUUGGCAACCUGGAAUUCCGGAUGAUGCAGCUAUUUGGGAUGAAGAAUGGGAUAAAUUUGAAGAUGAAGGAUUUUCCAAUGAUCUUAACUUCGAUACAAAAGGUGUUUCUGCCUCAAAACCAAAAAUGUCAGAAAGUCAGGGAGAAAAGGGUCUAGCAGAUUAUAAUUCGACUCCUGAUUCAUCGUCAAAUGCCAAUGAGAAAACAGGGAACUCCUUGAGUACCAUCAAUCAUGGCCUUGAGAGUGAUUCUGUGUAUAGUCACAGUGAAGAUGAAUUAGCUAAAAGUCCAUAUGGCAGUCCUGCUGCAAAGACAUCUCUCGAAAGCCCUUCUCAUGAAUUUUCAGAUGCAGGUUAUGAAAAGAGUCCGGAAGCAUAUAGAAGUUUUAAUGAGUCCGCUUGGGGCGCAUUUGACAAUAAUGAUGAUGUGGACUCAGUUUGGGGAAUAAAACCAGUUAAUACCAAGGAGCCAGACUCUGAAAAGCACAGAGAUUUCUUUGGAAACAGUGAUUUUGAUACUAGCUCCGUCAAAACAGGAUCCCCGAAUGCAGAUAGCUUCUUUCAGAGAAAAAGCCCAUUUUUUGAUGAUUCUGUCCCUCCCACUCCCCUCUCUAGAUUCGGCAACUCUUCCCCUCGUUACAGCGAUGUGGGGGAUCACUUCUUUGACCAUUCCUCCAGGUUUGAUUCUUUCAGCAUGCAGGAUGGCAGCUUUUCUCCGCAACGUGAGAAGUUCACGAGGUUCGAUUCAAUAAGCAGUUCUCGAGAUUUUGGCCACAAUCAAGAGAAGUUCUCAAGGUUUGAUUCUAUGAGUAGUAGCAUGGACUUCGGCCAGAGUAACCAGAGGCACGCCAGGUUUGACUCCAUUGACAGCUCCAGAGAUUUUGGCCACGGCCAUGGCGCCUUCUCUUUUGAUGAUACAGAUCCAUUUGGUACCUCUGGCCCGUUUAAAGUCUCAUCAGAGAGUCAAAGUCCGAAGAAAAGCUCCGACAAUUGGAGAGCUUUUUAAGCAUCAGAGAUCCUGUUUGAGUUUACAUUUGAAUCGAUUCUCUUGUUUUCCCCCACUUUGACUUGUUCAUUAUAAUUAGCCGUGUGCCAUUUUAUCUGCUUUUAUGGCUUGGAAGAACAUGAGCUGGAUGGUCAUAUUUUUGUAUGUUGUGGUGGUGGUUUAUGUAUUUAUUUCAGACAUUGUCUAUGUUGAUGACAUGCUUUGAAAAAGAAAACACGCUUCUCUUGGUUCUC
Molecule: messenger RNA, 4369 nt
Organism: Cucurbita pepo subsp. pepo (vegetable marrow)
Lineage: Eukaryota; Viridiplantae; Streptophyta; Magnoliopsida; Cucurbitales; Cucurbitaceae
Source: RefSeq, a predicted model, not a curated record